AAUGAAUCUAUGGUGAGGCUUUUGGUCGGGAUGGGUGCAAACAUCGAAGCUCCGUCUUCUUCUACUUCAGAUACUACGCCCCUUAUGGGGGCUGUAUGUCGGAACAAUAAGGCUUUGGUGAGAUUGCUUGUUGAGCUAGGUGCUGAUUUGCAGGCCUCACACGUUGUUUCUAAGACGCCCUUGAUCAAUGCUGCCCGCAGCGGCCAAGAUGAUAUGGCGAGACUUCUCAUCAGCUUGGGUGCUCAUGUUGAUGGCAGAGAUGUCUGUGGCAUGACACCACUCAUGUGGGCGAUCGUGGAGAAAAAGGACAAUAUGACGAAACUGCUUCUGUGGCUGGGUGCUGAUGUAGAAGCCAAAGACGGGAUUGAUCGCAAGACAGCCCUCUCGUGGGCUAUUCAGAAAGAGCAAGAAGCUAUAGCCGAACUACUGCUUGAUCACGGCGCUCACAUUGAGAUUGAAGACUCUUUGUGGGAUACGCCAGUCAUGAGGGCUAUCGCAAGCAGACGAAAGAAUGUGGCGGAGCUGCUCCUUCAGCGCAAUGCUAGCCUUUGGAGG
Molecule: messenger RNA, 555 nt
Organism: Trichoderma reesei QM6a
Lineage: Eukaryota; Fungi; Ascomycota; Sordariomycetes; Hypocreales; Hypocreaceae
Exons: 1
Cellular component (GO): nucleus; cytoplasm
Molecular function (GO): protein binding
Source: RefSeq, a predicted model, not a curated record